This is a messenger RNA of Symbiodinium natans, 2388 nucleotides long. NCBI's taxonomy places the organism in Eukaryota, Dinophyceae, Suessiales, Symbiodiniaceae. The record is from the annotation of a GenBank genome assembly.
AUGUGUUCAGUGCCUGUGAAAGUGUUGAGGAGAACUUUCUCGCAAGUGGGCUCCAACAGUCCGCGAGUGCUUCAGCAAGCUUUGGUGAAAGCCAAAGGUUCCGAGGCUCUUCGAUUGUGGAAACGCCAUGCUCUGAACUUUGAUGCCGUGAACACCAUUACGGCCAUACGCUGCGUCGUGUUUUCUCGUGGCACGGCUUCAAAGCAUCUGGCAGCUUGGCGAUGCCUCUUGCAUGAGGCUGAAGCCAUUGUCCCCACACUGCUUCCAAAAGAUCUCUCUGCCCUGGCUUGGGUUCUUGGCCGGGCGGAAAGGGGAGUUGUGCCGAAGGAGGAGCAGCAGCUCCAUGCAGCGUUGGUGAAAGCUGUAAUGGCGCAGAUCCCUGCUUUUUCUGCGAAAGAUCUGGGCAUCAUUGCUUGGUCAGUGGCGAAGCUGGAACUCUGCGCCCCGUCGGAUCCGUUGGUGCGUCUUUUGGCUGGAGAGGUGGCUGCUCGAUGGGAACAGCUGAGUGGCAAAGAAGCUGUCAACCUGGCCUGGGCAAUAGCCAAGAUGGAGGCGGAUGAGCCGAUGCUUAUGAAGAACCUGGCGCAUCGAGCGGCCGCCGAGCUCAGUAGCUUCAACAGGCAAGAUGCAGCAAAUGCGGCCUGGGCUUUUGCCAAGGCAGAGACUCGUCAUGAGCCUUUGCUUCGCGGACUGUCAGACAUGUUCUUAGCAAGCGCGGCGGAGUUCAAGCCCCAGGAGCUGGCGAGCUUGACGUGGGCUUACGCUUGGCUGGACGUAGCGGAGGAAUACGAGGCCCUGCUGUCCUCAUUGGCUGAUUGUUGUCUGCAGCGCGUCUCGUCGUUCAAUGGGCCGGGCCUGGCGCGUGCAGCCUGGGCCUUUGCCAAAGUGGGCCACAUUGAGAGUGAGCUUUUUCAGGCUCUGGCAGAUCAGGCGCUUCCUCGGCUGUCAUCACUGGACGGGCCCAACCUUGCGAAGCUGGCAUGGGCCUUUGCAAAAGCAGACCUGGAGGAGGAGCAGCGUCGCUUCAUGCUGGCCAUCGCCAAUCAGGCUGAGCAGAAUGUCCUGAGCCUCAAUGCCCGUGACGUUGCGAUGUUGGCCUGGGCGCUGGCCAAGGCGGACGCAGCCCCGCAGCCGCUGAUGUUGAAGCUAGCCAAGCAUGCGGUGCCUUUGGUUCCUCAAUUCUCGCCUCAGGGCCUCGCCACUUCUGCGGCUGCCUUCACUGCUGCUUCCGUAUGCCCAGAUCGUCUGCGUCGAGCGCUUGUCCAGGGUGCCUGGGAGCAUCUCGCAUCGUUCUCCGCGCAAGAACUCUUAGACCUGCAGUGGGCGAUGGCAUCGCAGCCUGUGCGGGAGCUCGCAUUGGAGGCUGCCAUCAGCCAAGCACCUGGGUGGGCGUUAAGGCGUCCAUAUGAACAUCAUGCGCAAGCUGGUAGCAUGCCUGACUGCUUCAAGCACCUUGUCCUGGUGUUGCUCCUGCAGGACAUUCAAAGAGCCAAGGUGGAUGACCAGGAUCUUAUGGGUCUCGCGCAGCCCAAGAGAUGUGCCGUUGUCUACGUGGACACUCAUGCCGGCGCCGGCAUGUACAAGCUGGAGGGAGAGGAUGGCUUCCUCCGCAGUGAGGAGGGCAUUGGACGCCUUCGGAAAUCUGCGAGUGGAUGGAAUAAGCUGCCUAGUCCCAUCAAGGACUACGUGGACAUGGUGGAAGCCUUUCAGAACUCACCUUCUGAGUCAGGCCUCUACCCGGGGUCGCCGGCCCUGGCGGCGAAGAUUCUGUCCGGCUGUGCGGGUUCCAGAGCCGUGCUUUUUGAGACGGCGGAGCCUGCGCAUGCUGCCUUGUGUCAAAGCAUGGCCACUUUCGCCCCGCACUUGCAUGUGGAUAUUCUGCACGAAGAUGCCUACAGGGGUCUUCCCAAGAUGUUGGAAGUUAUGUCAUCUGAGCCAGAGAGGGCUCUGGUGCUCAUCGACCCUCCCUACGACUUGUGUUUCACGGACAACUUCAACUUCCGGUUGUUGGGAGAGCUUCGGGACCAUUGGCCUUCAGCCUGUGUUGUGAUAUGGUAUCCGAUGCGUGACAGCACAAGAACGCAGAGGGUCUACCGAAGGGUGAGAUCCCUGUCCCUGGGGCCGGUCUUGGCCUGUGAAGUCUCAGUCUGCCGCAGUGCAUGCCCUCGGAGUGCGGUAAGGUGCUGGUGCUGGUGUGCUUGUUUCUUGGUUUCCAUGCCCCUCCAGUGGUUUAGUGGGUUGGUGUGUCUGCGAGUGAGGACUGGCAUGAUGAUUGUGCGGCCUUCUGCGACUGCUUUGGAGCAGAUCCAGAGUGUCCUGCCGGUGCUUGUCGACAUGCUGGCGCCAUCGCCAGAGGUCUCCCGAAAUUGCGAGGUCUUUUGGAUUUGA